AUAAGAUGAGUAUACCAGCAGACUUGACUUCACGAAUCCACCCAAAUUAUUGCCUAUUUUUCAUCGACCCAUCUCAUGGGUGAAUCGAAGCCGAAUGGUGUCCACGACCCGACGGCCUCCAUGAUGCUCCAUGGCCGCGUAGCCAUUGUCACCGGUGGCGCCGGCGGCAUCGGCUCUGCGGUGUCGAAGCACCUCGCGUCCCUCGGUGCGCGUGUGGCAGUGGCGUACGUCGGCGACCCGGCGCCUGCUCUAAAGCUCGUGAGCGACAUCAACUCCAAGCACGCCGGCGAGAGCCAGCAGCUGCGGGCCGUCGCCGUUGAGGCAGACGUGUCGGACGCGGCGCAGGUGAAGGCGCUGUUCGACUCGGCGGCCGCAGCGUUCGGUGGUGAGCUCCACAUCCUGGUGACGCUGGCGGCGGUGCUGGACUUCUCGUACCCGGCGCUGGUGGACACCAGCGAGGCGACGUACGACGCCAUGUUCGGCACCAACACGCGGGGCACCUUCCUGUGCUGCCGCGAGGCGGCCGGGCGGUUGGUCCGUGACGGCCGCGGCCGGAUCGUGACGUUCUCCUCGUCGGGGGUCGGGUCGCUGCGCCCGGGCUACGCGGUGUACGCGGCGAGCAAGGCGGCGGUGGAGGUGAUGACCAAGAUCCUGGCGCGCGAGCUGCGCGGCACGGGGAUCACGGCCAACGUGGUGGCGCCGGGGUCUACGGGCACGCCCAUGUUUUACAACGGGAAGACGCCCGAUGAGGCGGAGCGCUACAUCGCCGAGGCGCCGCUGGGCCGGCUGGGCAUGCCGGAUGAUAUCGCGCCGCUCGUGGGCUUCCUCGCCAGCGACGCUGGCCACUGGGUCAAUGCCCAGGUCCUGCGCUGCAACGGUGGCACCAUCUAGCCAGUGGACCUUGCUAGGCGGUGUUAACGAACUGCUGCUCCGUUUUCACUACUGCGCGCACACUGAAAUGCACUUUUUUAAAUAAUGUUUUAUUCAAUAAUGGGUCAUAUUUGUGCUUAUGUUUUAUUUGUUCUCCUAGAACAUUUCAUAGUAUUUGAUGUUAGGCACUCAUGCUUAUAUGAAUGUCGAUCUGUUGGUCACUCUUGUUCUGUA
Messenger RNA from Panicum virgatum (switchgrass), 1104 nucleotides. Its product is annotated as NADPH-dependent aldehyde reductase-like protein, chloroplastic. The record is from RefSeq and is a predicted model, not a curated record. Gene Ontology annotation, molecular function: oxidoreductase activity. NCBI's taxonomy places the organism in Eukaryota, Viridiplantae, Streptophyta, Magnoliopsida, Poales, Poaceae. The transcript has a single exon. The coding region runs from base 76 to 891 and encodes 271 amino acids.